CAGUUCUGUCCAGCAACGGUGGCACUUCCUAAAGUCCCUAAAUGCCUCAUUUAAUCCUUCAAAAUUCAGAAGGAAGAAAAGUAUUACAACUUAUUCUCCAACAACUGGAACUUGUCAAAUGAGCCCAUUUUCUUCUCCCACAACCCCCAAAGAACAAGAGUGCGGAAAUGGACCAUCAAAUGGAAAGACAAAGCAGAAUAACCUCAGCUCACAUACGAGAGAGGAAUCCACAGCAAAAGACAGCGAUGAAUUCAUGGUGUUUCUAUCUAAAAUUGAGAGAUCAGCAGAAAACACCAUGCAGAUAAUGAAGAAUUUAAGUAGUAUACAGGCUUUGAAGAACAACAGAAAACUUGAAGAUCUCAUUGGUGUUUCCCUGGUCCCAUGUUCCUUAAAGAAUGAAGUAGAGAAAACUAGAACACUAAUGACAAAAGCAACCGAACAAAAGCUGUUUGAUGAGAAGAAUUCAAGAAUUCCCCCCAAAGAACAUCAUCUUGACAGCUUCGAAUUCCUUAAAGCCAUUUUGAACUGAGCUGGACAUGCAAGGACAAGCCGCUCUCAUGAGCUAGGAAGCUCGAAGGCCCGUGAACUUGAGACAGACCGCUGCAGUGAGACUGCAUGUGGGAAAGAAUGGCGUGUGAAAUUAAUGACCUUGAUACCAGUAAAAUGUAGGCCAGUGAGUGUCCUGGGCCUGCCUUUCAUGAGGUGUGGCACAAGGAAUAGUUGGUGAUAAACACUGCUUCUGCUGUGGGUGCCAGUGGAGAAAAAGCAGUGUUAGAAAAGUCACAACAGGCUCUUCCUGUCCCUUCCCAGCUUGCACCCAGAAUCCUCCCCCACUCCCCCUGCCUCAUCCUCCCGUCU
Messenger RNA from Arvicola amphibius (Eurasian water vole), 858 nucleotides. RefSeq names its product integrin subunit beta 3 binding protein (gene Itgb3bp). NCBI's taxonomy places the organism in Eukaryota, Metazoa, Chordata, Mammalia, Rodentia, Cricetidae. The coding region runs from base 119 to 529 and encodes 136 amino acids. Gene Ontology annotation, biological process: CENP-A containing chromatin assembly; regulation of DNA-templated transcription. The record is from RefSeq and is a predicted model, not a curated record. Gene Ontology annotation, cellular component: nucleoplasm. The transcript has 8 exons.